AUGAACAAAGACGUCGUCUGGGCGAGAGCAUGUCUUCGUUGCCAACAAGCAAAGAUCGCUCGCCACAAUCGUUUACUCUCUAAAAAACUUCCGGUACCAGAUGCGCAUUUCGAUCACCUGGAUAUAAUCGAACCAAUGCUACCUUCACAUGGAUUCAAGUACUGUUUAACCCUAAUUGAUCGUUUCUCCAGCCAGAGGCGACCAAGGCCCACAGCAACCUUAUUCGACGCCUUAGUCAAGUUGGUCGGAACAAAACGCAUUAGAACUACAGCAUACCACCAACAAUCUAAUGAAUUAAUAGAACGCUGGUACAGAUCUUUGAAAGCAGCAAUUAUGUGUCAAGUCAACGCAGAGUGGGCUGAUGUGUUGCCAAUCGUGCUUUUGGGCCUGCAUUCCUCUUAUAAAGAAGAUAUUCAUGCAUCAACUCGACCGCGGAAGAACUCUUCGAAUUCUAGGUUCAUGCAGCGAAUUCGUCUCAUUCCUACAACUCACCAUAUACGCAACAAAUCAUUCAGAUACAAAGAUCUUCACACAUAUACGCAUGCUUUCCUAAAGAAUGACACUGUUAAAUACCCACUGGAGUGUCCGUAUUAA
Molecule: messenger RNA, 594 nt
Organism: Acromyrmex echinatior (Panamanian leafcutter ant)
Lineage: Eukaryota; Metazoa; Arthropoda; Insecta; Hymenoptera; Formicidae
Molecular function (GO): nucleic acid binding
Source: RefSeq, a predicted model, not a curated record